AUGUUGAUCCACGUAAGCUUCCUUGUGAUAUUCAUGUUAAGCUGGAUCGAGCCUGCACACGAACAAGCUGUUCAUCCGUUUCUUUACUUUUCAUCCCAAGAUGUCCAUCGUUUACGAGAGAAAGCCAAAACGACCCAUCGCGAUAUAUUUGUUCGCUUGAGAACAGCAGCUCGUAGAAUGAGAGCUGAACCAUCGCGCUUUCUUCCACCAACCAACUGGAGCGUGUUUGCCAGUAGAUGGAACGAAGAUCAUGGCAAUAACUUUGCGGCCUUAGCCAUGUACGUUGUUUUAAACCCCACGGACGUCCAAGCAAGGAACGUAGCAAUGCAGUUCUUUAAUGCAUUUGUCUCUUUGCCUAACUGGCGUGUCAGUGCUUCAAUAAGGGAUGACGUCCCUGUGGCACACAGCUUGGUUGUUAUGGCAACCGCUUACGAUUUUCUUUUCGAACACUUGAAGGAAGACCUUCGAAUAAAAGCCCUUGCAAAGAUUUCAGAUGUCACAAAAGAAGUUUACGAGAGAUCUUCCAAACUCGCUUGGGGAAAACAGUACAUUCAGAAUCAUGUUGCUACUAAUUACGUUGCACUUUUUACAGGUGCAUUAGUGGUCGAACCCCACAUCAAAGAAGCGAAAGUUUGGAAAGAAAGAGCUAAUUUUAUGCUGAGGAGAACCAUGUUUCUUCUUGAUCAAAUCGUCGAUGGGUCUAUGGAAGAGGGCGUGGCUUAUGGCUCAUACACCACGCGAUCACUGACUCAGUAUAUUUUCUUGGCUAAGAGACAUCUCGGAACUGAUUUGACAAACAACAUCUGGUUGCGAGAACACUUUUGGUUCUUAUACCACACAAUUCUUCCAAGUUUUACAGAAACUGUUGGUAUUGCCGACUCAAACAAAAACUGGUUUUACGGACCCGAAAGCCAGCUUGUUUUCUUAGAUAGUCACGUUAUUCGAAAUGGGUAUGGCAACUGGCUUGCCAAAAAAAUCCGCAUGUUACGUGUUGAGAAUUCUACAAUGGAAGGAGCCUUCGCGCAACGUUUUUGCACACUUCACACGGAGUUUAUUUUCUAUAAUGCAAGCAUUCCAGAAAAGGAACCUCCUAAUACUUCAACUCCUCAACUUCAUGUUUUUGACGACUGGGGUGUUGUGACCUAUGGAGGCGGAUCUUUGGGAAAAGGCCGCGAAAAAAUUACAUUUCUUUCUUUAAAAUCAAGCGUUUUGCACGGAAGAACCAUAAAUGGCAUUGUAAGACAUAAGCAAUAUGACUGGAUAUCAGGAUGGCGUAAUUUCAACCCAGGACAUGAACAUCCAGAUCAAGGUUCCUUUGUUUUUGUACCUUACGGUGUACCGUUCAUUACCGAGGCCCUUUAUGGACCCAAAUACACAUGGCUCAAUAACGCUCUGCUAUUUGGUCCCACGACGGAAACGACGUGUUCUGGGCCUUUUGAAGGACAAAUUGGCGACUGUGGCAAAUGGUUAGCUUUCAAAAACGAUGCAAUCUGGUUCGCUGAUGCGGAAAUUGUUGCUGCCUCGAAUACCAAAGAAAUAGUUUUUAUUAGUGGCGAGUUUAGUGGUUGGUACAGAUCUGAGUUGGCUCUCUCAAGUGUGUAUAGAUCUAUAGUCCUCUUAAAUCCUGGAGUUCUUUUGGUCAUUGAUCAUAUUGAGAAAACAUGGAAUAGCUCAACUCGAUACGCAGGGGCUUUUUUCCAUAAUCGACACUCUUCUUUUGAAGUGCAAGAAGACCAAACUGGAGAUCAGUUAGCUUCGAUAAUGUUAAACAACAAGACUCAUCUGGUUUUUUGGACAAACGCUCAUCAAGGGCAAAGCACCGUUCAAUCACAAAGCAGCGAAUGGGGGGCAGAAGUCGGUAAAAGGAAAACUCACUUCCUCAAUAUUACAACUAACUUAGCUGAGAGAAAGACGAGAAUAGCAUAUCUGUUUGUCGCUCCUGGGAAUUUGGCAACCAAACCGAAAUUGCAGGGAAAUAACAUCGGAGCUAAGGCAGUUGUAGAAAUUAAUGGGAUCUCGUAUACUGUAUCCAUCUCCACAGACUUUCAAAAACGCUGUGAAUUUCUAAGCUACGACGGCAUUGCAAGAAUGGACGUGGGAAAUAAGUCUCCAAUUAUUUUUAAAAGAAGAAAACGUCUGCAUUUUUCUGUCUUUGGAGAAAACUCUUGCAGGGCAAAUGUUUCAAAGAUGAGUUUUAUCAUUUUGUUUAUAUGGUCUACAGCGAUUGUUAUAUUACUGUUAGUGUUCUUAAAAUUAAAGUUCCCGUCGGGGGGUAUUUAAAUGCAACAAGCGCAUAUGUGGUCCACUGUUCAUUUUUGGCAUAAUAUUUAUGUCGAUUUUUAGAAUGUAA
Porites lobata is the source of this 2350-nucleotide messenger RNA. Lineage: Eukaryota; Metazoa; Cnidaria; Anthozoa; Scleractinia; Poritidae. The record is from the annotation of a GenBank genome assembly.